This is a messenger RNA of Dermacentor andersoni, 7942 nucleotides long. RefSeq names its product ras-related protein Rab-43-like. The record is from RefSeq and is a predicted model, not a curated record. NCBI's taxonomy places the organism in Eukaryota, Metazoa, Arthropoda, Arachnida, Ixodida, Ixodidae. Gene Ontology annotation, molecular function: GTP binding; GTPase activity.
CAACCGCUUUUUCCGGUCACGUGACCCAACAUGUCCGCCUUCCAUUUGCCCUGAUCGGAUUGCUAGCCGCCCUGGGAAUAUUUUUGAAGUAGGAAGGCGCGGAUCAGCAGGUGUUUGUCGCCGACGCAGUGAGCGUGCGUCGCCCGUGAAGGACCAUGAGCGACGACGACCACUUCGACUUUCUCUUUAAGAUCGUGCUGAUCGGCGACUGCGGCGUCGGCAAAACUUGCGUCGUCCACCGAUUCAAGAGCGGAAUGUACGUCGAGCGUCACGGCAACACUAUCGGCGUGGAUUUUGCCAUGAAGACGCUCACGGUCGAAGGCAAAAAAGUCAAGCUCCAGAUAUGGGACACGGCAGGACAAGAGCGCUUCCGGACAAUCACCCAGAGCUACUACCGCAGCGCCAACGGUGUCGUCAUUGUUUACGACAUCACGAAGAGGUCGUCAUUCCUGAGUCUACCGCGCUGGGUCGAAGAAGUGCGGAGGUACACGGGUUGUAAUGUGCCUCUGCUGCUUGUAGGAAACAAAUGCGACUGUGAGAGCUUGCGGGAAGUGACACAGGAGGAGGCACAAGCCUUGGCCGACCAGUACCCAGAGUUCAUGGCCACCAUUGAGACAAGCGCCAAGGAGAACACCAACAUUGAGUCCGUGUUUGUCAUGCUCGCCACCGAACUUAAGAACACCCACGACCCCGUCGGACACCUGACCGACGAGGACCUGCGCCGAAUCUCCCUCAACACGAGCAAGGUCGGGCCCAAGGCGGCAUGCUGCACAAAACUGUGAUGGAGAGAAAAUUCCUCACUCGACGAGGGGAGGGGGCAGGCUCUAACAUUUUUUUCCCCUCCUUCCAUCCUGGGUGCUGCCUGCAGAGUAUUUUUUCCACAUACCCUCCUUCUUUCACUACCAGAACAAUGCAAUUUGGGAGCCACACUACAACUUGUGUCUCCGGUUUAAUUUGCCCAUCAUACGUGGCAGCUUCCAGCGAAAAAAUGAAAAAUUUGCGACUUGGAUAGUUACCUGACAAUGCUGGGUAGAGAAUGCACUGUGCUGCAGGAGUCAACGGCUUGCACCCAUUUGUUGAGUGGGCUCCGAGGUUGAACAAACAUAUCAACUUUUUGAAUGUCUUUGCGGUUGUGAACACCCGCCGUCUUCUCAGAACUGCCUUUUGGCACACGGUCACACACGUGCAGUGUCCCAGCAGUGCAAAGUCCUUUUUUUUUUUCACUUUGUUGUAAAUGCUGUGUACGCCCUCUGAGGCGCAGAACCAAACAUCUUAAAAAAAGGACUAUAAAAACACUCCGUGCCUUUUUAGCCUUUUGGCAAUGCCGAAGUGCCCCACAAAAACUGCACUCUUUAUUCUGCUUUGUGAGUGGGGAGUGCUCAUGGGUAGUUUCACGUGACCCACGUUUCUAAUAAAGGUGUCGCUUUUCAAGUGUGAUGCGCUCGCUCGAAGGCCUGAGUGAGCCAAUGACAGCACAUCUUUUCAUAGCCUUUUAACAAUGACUACUCCAACUAAUGAAGCACUCAGGAUACAUAUUUGCGAGUUUUACUCAGUGUUUUUGCCCACUAGUCAGACUGUUUGUUUAUUCAUGGCCAUUUAAUCUUACAAAGUCUCUUUCCUAGUUUUUGAGCAUGCAAAGAUCAACAUAUGUAAUGAAAAGUUAAGGAUUCCAUGACUGCUUGCUGACGCAGGCAUGGAUUGAUUAGGUCCAUUCUAUUUGUCUGCACUGUGUAAUCUAGUUGAGGAACUAGCUGUGAUGGCUCAGUUGCCAUAGCCUUCUUCUGCUGAGCAUGGUAUCAAAGUUUGGUUUCUGGCUACAGCAGUGGUCGCGCUUUAGUAGGGCCAAAAUGUAAAAAUGCUUGUGCACUUAGAUUUAAGUUCAUGUUAAACAAUCCCAGGUGGUCAAAAUUAAUUGGGAGGCAUACGCUACGCCACCCCUCAUACCCCAGUGUAGUCUUGAGACAUUAAACCUCAUGAGCCGAUCAAUCAAUCUGUCUAGUUGUGAUGUAAGGAGGAUAGCAAAGUUCUGUGCUAUUGAUAUUAUCGAUGCGGUGUUGCAGCAUCUCCACAUCGCCAUCUUAUUGCACAAUCCGAGUGUCGUGCAGAAUCAGUUUACAGCAUUCUCCACACUUUUUAAAGAGGUGGUGCAGGCUUCAUGCAAAAGGUGUUAGCUCAUUCAGCAGGUGCACAGAACUGACGUAAACAAAGCUAGAAGUGCAGGGUGAAUAGAACAGGUCUUAGGCUUUUCCAGGCUCUUGCACAAGUUGAAUAAAGCAGCAGCUAGACUACAUUGCUUGUAGUCAUAGAUUACCAAAUGACUUGUGACAGCUUGCGUGACUGCUUGUGAUAGCUGUCACUACAAUUAGCAUUGUCAAUAAUGUAGGAGCUAGAAUAGCUGUAGCACCAUUUUCUUGAUUGCUGUUCGUGGUAGCAGCGCUGCCAAAUUCCAAAUGCUGGCCUGCAUAACCAGGUUGCCGCAAGUUAAUUCAUGUAAAAAUCUUUCGCUGAAGAAUGUUGCUCUUUUGACAUGUCAAUGUUUCUGUGUGCAGCAGUGGUCUAGGUGUGCUUUAAACACGUAACAAGGGUCAGGUUAGUGACAAGAAAACAGGCAAAGCGAAGCACGAUGAAACUGUCUAGACAAGGUUUGUCAUGCUUCACCUCAUCUGUUCUCGUGCUGGUGUGUGUGGUUCUUUUUUUUUUCGUUUUUGUCGCUAACCUGUCGCUUGUUAUGCCUUUAAACAGUAGCCUUGAUGUUUAAUUGCCAUUGCAGUAUUACUGGCAGUGGUCUGCUUAGCAAAUGGUUGCUGAUUUUCCAACUUCACAGGUGUGGUUUACUCAUCCAAAAGCUACUUUGUGUGAGCUGGUCAUGCCACUGUUGACUUCCAUCCACUGUCAUGCAACUAGUAUGCACUCUGACAUCUUUUACUUCAAUCAGCCAUGCUACUAAUAUGCACUGACAACUUUUUGUGUACAUUGCUUAGUGAAUUCCUUUGAAUCGCCCGGAAAGUGCUCUCGCAGUUGCUUGUGCUGGUUUUAACAGCAUUCAUUAACAGGGCACUGCAACACUUUUUAAACACGUCAAGAAAACACUUCCGAUCUGUAGGACAGUGCUGUUGUGAACAUGCGAGCUGGUGCACGUACCAGGAAGGCCACAGUCUCUCAUGAUAGAUAGUUUGCUGUCUCCUGUGACUUUUGAGCUCUCUUCUCUUUUGCCACCAUUGAAGGCAUCAUAGCCUGCAAGACAGCCCAUAGACACCAGGCAUUGAGAAAUUGUUCAUGGCCAUGAGCUAAUGAUUCCGUUACUUCUGAGUGAAAAUUCACACACACCUGUGCACCCCUCCUAUGUCCUGGCAAACGGAGAUUGCUGAUGCACCCUGGCCAUCCUGUAAGUGAGUCUUUGCUGCUCUCUGGCACCUUUGUAAGAUGUCAACCUAGAAAAGUUCCAUAAGUGCACUGUGGAAAGAAGGAAAGGGAAAAAUUAUCAAUAGCUAAGGCAAUGCUAUCAGAGCUGUCCCAGUCGACUGGAAAUGUUCAGUUCAGGGAGAAUGGGGUAAAAUAGAUAUCGUGCUCCUUAUGUCCUAUCCAUAUUAGGUCCUUUUCAAAAAUUUCUGCUGUGAUAUAUUCUUCCUCAAAAAGAGGUGUGGCAGGGCUCCUUUAUUAAAGCCAGCAUGAGCACUCAAAAGUACUCUUGUUCGCUAAGUUGUAUUCACUAUUUGUUAAAAAUGUUUCAGGAGUUCACUUGCAUUGUAUUCUUAGCCAGCAACAUUUGUUGUUGCAUCAGAUUCACCUCACCAAGUUGUUCAAAUACGUUGCUACAUUUAAAGCUACAAUGCAGGCACUAUGUAAAAAUGGGCCGACAUGGGAUGCUGUAUGUUUAAAAGCAAGAACACAGCUUUGACGUGUAUAGGAUCUCAGUGAGCUGCCAUGUGAGGAAAUGUUUACUUGUGUAGAUUUUAGUCGUUUUGCUUUAGCCAGGGCAGGUGCACUUUAUUGAAGAUGCAAUAGAUUCCCGUUAAAACUAACUUCAAGGGACCGUGAAAGCAUGUUCAUUUUAUCAGAAGUAUACCUUAAAAGUGAUCCAGCAAGCUGAAAAUCUAUUACUGGUGCAUCCAAAUGUCCACAACAUAAAACAAUAAAUGAAACAGAAUUAAAGCCAAAAUGCAGAUGUGUAAAGAUUGUUGCUUGCUGGUGUUGUACAACACUGCGCACUGUUAGAAAAGCUGAAGUUUGACCUAGCUUGCUGAAGAAUUGUCCUUAUGUUGUUGAUAAAAAUGCACCAAAGUAUUCAGGACAUUAUCAGCUGAGCAUGUGUGGACACUGCUCAUUCUUGUAACUCCUGGGCAGUCCCUGCACCAUAAUUAUCAGCCUGCAAAGGAACGUUGAGGACCUAAUUAAUCACUGUUUCUGUGGUGCCAGCCCAGCAGUUUUUCUCGUCAUUGUCAAUACUAGUGUAGCCGUUUGCCUCCGAAAACACCAUUUGCUUGUCGUGUAGAUAACAGUCGCCUCCUCCAAGUCCACUGAUCAGAGUCUUUUGAUGAACCAAGUUGCUGGUAUCUAUGGCAUCUGGCAAAGAUUGGCUUAACCAAAUUAGAGGUUCAUGUUAAGCAAAUUUCUUUGCGUUAGGUCUAUGGGAAACCAACCAAACAUUCCCACAUUUAUCUUAUACAAAAGUUUGGUUUAACUUGGUUCAUCUUAAAGGGAGUCUUCUGUAUUGUUACUUAUAUUCAUUUUUUCUGCAGCUGUAGUAUUUAUCUUGAGCGUGAAAUGCAAAUAUAUUCACAAACUUUCUUAAACUGCAGAAUAGCAACAGUUUGCUAUGGCAGUUUUCCCACUUAGCUGGAUCACUUCACAAGAAUGCCAUAUAUUGAUAUGCAAGUACAUGCAUAUUGUCAGUUGGUGCUAGACACUGAAACACCUGUGUUCAAGUACAAUUAGCUGGGAAUGGGUUUACAUGUAUCAAGGGCCUUAUGACAGAGAGAACCUGCACUGGUGUAUUUGGACAUUUCAUUCAUUGACUUCUCCCUGUGCAGAUCACCAGUUUGAAAAAUUGCAAACAGAAUGUCUGGCUUUGCAUUCCAAAGCAGGCAGUGCCAUACCCUCUUUCUUGCCUUCCCUGUGACAUGCUCUACAGGGUAAAUGAAAAUAUUCAUGCUGUUGUUAAAUGUGUAAGCAGUCUGUAAUGAUCCUUUGAAUCCUAAUCCUGCUUGCAACUAGAGUUGGACUUCUGUUUCUUUGGCAUCAGCAGGGCGUAAAACAUUCACAAAUGAUUUUAGUGACUUGGAGGUCAGUGCAGCGCAUGCUUUUGUAAUUUCCACUAAGUGUCCCUGCGUUCAUUUGAAAAAAAAAACUUAAGUGCAUUAGUAUUUGGAAAUGAACCUGGCACAAGUAAAUUUAAAUUAUUAAGCUGGUGUCUGAUUUGUUCUUGGUGAUCUCUAAAUAGCUGAAAGACAGCAGUGUAAAGCAAUGAUCUAUUUUGUUUUUAGCUGUGGCAAUCGAUACAUGCUGAAAGAACUGGAAAGCUGCAAAAUGCUCUGACGAGUUUCUGUGGCAUGGAGGCAGAAGAAAGCACUCUCAUCCCGUUACAUGUGCAUAAAGGUUGUGGUGUUAUCUGCAAGAAAAACUGACAUGCAUCUGCAGAUGCUAGGCUGCGUAUUUGUUUACAGCUGUUCACAUAUUGUGCAUGUUGCUGCGCUGUGUUACAAUAGACAGCUAUAGGAGAGCAUUGCUUACAGUCCACUCUCUUCACGUAUUGUGCACUGCAGAGAACUGUGUUGAUUUCACAUUUUUUUAUAAGUGCUCCUCCCAGAGAUGCAAGCAGUGAGCAGUCAACUUGGCUGCAAAAUGACACAGAAGCCGAUUGGAUGCUCCUUCCAUUCACUGAGCUUGGCAGUGUAGCGAGGGCAACAUUAUGAGGUGGUAUUCUCGGGCCACUUUGAGAUAGUUGCACUUUUGCAUUCAUGCGACUAGCGCUAGAUUCGUAAGCAUCUACAGGCAACAUCAUUCCUGGCACAAUGCCAAGCGCACUGUCUGGAACAGUGCCAGGAACACUGUUGUCUGAAGAUGCUGCAGUGUUUAGUGCUAGUAGCACGAAAUUUCGUGAAAAGCAAACUACCCCUGGAAGCAAUUGCCAGAGAAUACCAACCCCACCUUCCACUGCGGCAGGAGCAUUGUGUGCAUUUGCACUUGAGCAGCUGCAUGCAAAUUGUGAGGAUAUGCUAAUCGGAAUGAAUCGGACUGUGAGCACUGAGCUAAAGCCUGCUGAUCUUGUGUUCGUAUAACUGACAUUGGACACUACAAGUUUGUGUUCACAAGCCUUCCCUCACAUUAGAAAUUUACAUCCCUCGACUGGGUAAUAAGUUGUUUAAUAUAAGCAGAUACCAUUUUUGCAGAGUUGCUUUUAAAGUUCUCCAGUUGCUUGUCAAUGCUUUGUGCAGUUGUAGGUGUUCAGUGUUUUGUUACAAAAAAUUGCUUCACAUGUAUCUUGAUAUUCAUUUGUGUUUUCUGCGUGGUCAAUAUUGCCAGGUAGCCUGGUUUGGUGCAUUCGUUCAGAUGUGCUACUCUUCAGAAUUGCAGAGCAGCCUAAUAUUCUUCUUCCAUGCAAUUUAAGAUUGUAAUGAAAAUGCUUGUUUAUGGAAGUUUUUCUGCAACGUUCAUAAGAGAUAUAGCUGUCUCCAAAAAUAUGUUUGGAAGUGCAAUGUACCAGGCCCGUUUCCAACUCAAACAAUGUGCAUGUUUAUAUCACUAUCAUAUGAAAUGUUAUAAUCAAAAAUGGGAGAAAUAUGUACAGAAAUAUUUGGUUUUAAGUGGACUAUAUGAAAUACUGUGCUCCUUUAGGGCUGCUUUUUGUGCAAGUUGUGCUGUGUGUUUGGGCUUGUUUUAAGAAUCUAUUUGCAUACCACCUGAUCAUCCCAGUCUGCCACAUUCAUCUAGAACAUGACAGCAGUGUGCUUAGAAAUGUAUGUGCACAUUCUAUCCAGGCCACUGUUUUGAGACAACCUUCUUUAAGCAUGCAUUGCCUGUUGGUCUGUCCACUAAUCCACAUGCUUCUGUUUUUUAGUGCUGUCCGAGUUAUUUUUUUUUUAAGAAUGUUCCUUCAAUAACUAGCCAGACUUGCAAUCAUUCCCUCGUGCGCCUCGUUCUUUUUUUUUUCAAUACCACAAUUUCAUGACAGGUGAGCCUCAGCACUCACCUAGCUGCAAAGAUAGCCAUCUUUACUGCACAAAAAGCAGCUAACUAGCAAUGGUGUGACAGUCGGGCAGUGCUUGCUCAGAGGCAAAUGGUCUCAACUCAGCGGUCAAUGGUGGCGAAUGUUAAAAACAUAGCCCGCAACAGUGAUCCCAUUUCAGACAAGCCAAGGGCUGCGCGAACAAUCGUUUGGGCCCUGACAGGAUGAUAAAUUGAACUGAAGAUUGAACAAACUGGUGCCAAAUAAACAGAAGUUGACUCUAGCAUCACUUUGCUAUGGUUCCCACAAAUGAUCACAGUGUGUCACACACAUCUGUCGUAAGACUUGCAUGUAGACUAUUUGAAAUGCCACCCAUUGAGUUCUGUGCACUGGCAUGUUCUUUCCUUUGUAUGUGUGUGUGUGUCUGAACAAUGUGCAAUGUUUUAGCUUAGCCAAACAAUCACAUGCCAGAUGUGGCACAGAGAACUAAUUAGGAGGAAGGAAAUCUCGGUGCUGGUGCUACCGUGUACUUGUUUAAAGAAGUGUUGGAAGUUUCUUUUUUUUACCAUUUGUAAGCUCAAAGAUACUUGUAUUUGGUGCUUCAACAGAUUAUAUUGCACCCCAUUUGUGCUUGCUAAUGCAAGUGUAGUUGGCAGCGUGUUGAAUGCCUGUUUUUAAAUGUUAGGGCUGCUUUAUAAAUAAUGGCACUCUCGAAACAUCUUAGUGCAGAAUAUUUUCAUGUUGGCACGCUCCUGGAAUAAAUGGAAGUUGUUGCGA